AUGUCAAAACAAAAACCAUUAGAUAUUUAUUAUUUGAAAGCAUUAUGGAUAGAUAUUUGUAUUAAUUAUUUUUAAUUUUUAAUUUAAUGUAAGUUGUAUAAGAAUGUAUAUUUACCUGAUCAUAUUAUAGUUCUCAAGAGGUGCGAUAUUUUUGGAUAGGGAGUUAAUUUUAAUUAUAAAAAAGAAGAUACAUACAAGACAGGAUUUGGAGGAUUUGCAUCUUUAGUGAUAAUUGUUGUUUUGGUUGUCUUUUUUCAAUCAAAUGUUAUCACUUUUUUUGCAAAAACCCAAAUUUUUGUUGCCUAAACUACAGAUUUCCAAGAAGACCCCGACCUAAUUGAACUAAAUGAUGACAAUUUUAUGAUUGCUUUUCAAAUUGAGCAGACAAACUUUACAACAAGUCCUUACUUUAACAUUACAGUGUUACAGCAGUAAUGAACUUAAUUUAGAUAGGAAUUCUACACGAUUGGAUAAUGGAACAGUGAUAAAACUAGCUCAAGAGGUCAACUUAAUUCCUUGUACACUAGACAGAUUCCAAAAGGUUUUUACAAAAUACAAUGUUGAUUUCAAAACACAAUUUGACUAAGUAGGACUAAAGAAUUUCCUAUGUCCAGAUUAUAACUAUUCAUUAAAAUUAGCUGGAAGGUACGCAAGUCAUGAAUUCGACUAUAUAAAAAUAAUCGUGACAGAUUGCAAUAAUAAUACUAGUCAAAAUUCUCGAUUAACUUGGAAGCCUACUUGUCAAUCCAAAGAGGCAAUUUCAAGUUUUUUAUCAAAGAAUUCAGCAUUUAAGGUUUCCCUUUACAUGACAAACCUAGUAAUGAAUCCUACAAAUCCAUAAGAUUACGCAACAGCAUUUUUGGAUGACGAAUUAUAUUUUACUUUUGUAUAAGAUUAAGUUUAUGCUAGACCCCUAAAUAACUAUCUAGAUAAGCUAACAUAUUUUGGAGGAAAUACAAUUUUUAAACAGAUGACAGUUUGACGCCAUUUAAAGGAAUUGUCAACGAAACUUAUAAUGUUCGAUCAGCUACAGAUUAUAGAGAUCUAACAUUGUUGGGAACAGCAGUAGAUAGCACAUAUGCUCAAUUUUAUAUGAGAAGGAGUACAUAUUCGGAAAAUAUUAAGAGAAAUUAUUAAAAAGUAGAUGAUUUAAUGUCUUAUUUGGGAGGAUUCUUAUAGAUAAUGAUAGUAUUCUUUGGAUUCUUUAUUUAGGUUUAUAACAAAUAAUCCUGUAACUCAUUUUAUUUUAUAAUUUAGAAUUAGUUGAUUUAUCAAAUGAAUUGUUUGAUUUUGAUAUAGAUGAUGGUUCAUAAUCUAAAUUAAAUAGAAAUGAUUUAAUAUCGAAUGCUGAUGAUUUCGACUUUCAAGCCUAAGCCUAAGACUCAAAUCAAUAACAAUCAAUGAUGAGUUUGGGACAAGUACAGCAAAGCGUCAGAUUAGAUAAAGAUUAAGCAAAUAUGAAUAAAUCACAAAAAUCCAUAAAGAAUCCAUCCAAAGGAGUUUCGAUUAAAUAAUUAAACUCAGUUCAAGAAAUUAUUCCUUUAUCUUAAUUAUCUAUUAAUAAUAUUAAAUUGUUGGAGAAGCAUUAGACUUCGUUGGACAAAAUUGGAAGUAAAAAUGGAAGAUAAUACUUUUUCGAAUAGAUUUAAAAAAUCUUUGCUAAAACUAGAAAGCUGGAAUUUACUUUUAAGUUCUUUUUCUAAAAGAUAUUUUGUGAAAGAAUGAUGAAAAAUCCUUAAGUUCUAUUAUUGAAUAAAGCUGUGUACAUAAUUUAAUUUAUUUUAGAAACCAAAUUAAUGCAGAAUUGGAUGUGUUUGGUAUUCUUGAUAAAUUACAUGAAAUAGAUAAAUUAAAAGAAUUGUUAUUAAAGAAACCUCAAUAAAUCAUCUUUAAUUUUACUCCAAAACCGUUGAUUACCUUGCAAGAAUCAAAAUCCAUGCCUUCAAGACAACGGGCUUAAACUCUGAAAUCAUCAAAGCAUUCGAGGUAAUCAUUAAAUUAAUUUGAGAUCUAUGAAUAACAUUAAUAAGGUAGAAUCUUCAAUGAAAAUCUAAUUGGAUUAGGUGAGCAAAUAAGUAAUAGAAAACAAGGAGAAUUUUCUUGAUCCUGAUUCUCCUUAGUAUCUAUAUUCUAAGUUGUUUAAAGUAUAGUAUUUAUUCUAUAAGGCAUAUGAAAGACUGAUGGCUUUAAUUGAAAAUUAAGAUGAAGAUGCCUAUCUAAACAAUCAAUUAAUCAAAAAGUUGGGACCUUAAAUCUAGAACAUUUUUGAAGUUUCGUGGCUUUUAAUCUAACAAACUAAAACUUCUAAAGAGAUUGAUGUAACAGAUCGAGCUAAAAGGCUCAUAUCCACAAAAUUUAGCAAAUUUAAAAAUCAAGUUUAAUAAGAUAAAGAAUCAGAUGGUGAAGUAGAUCUUCAGGAUAUUGAAAUGCAAUUAAGUCCAAAGACAUCUUAAAAUUAGAGCAUCUUGAAAAGAGUUAUCGGAAAAAGAAAUUCCAAUGAAUUUUGA
This is a messenger RNA of Paramecium octaurelia, 2507 nucleotides long. NCBI's taxonomy places the organism in Eukaryota, Ciliophora, Oligohymenophorea, Peniculida, Parameciidae. The record is from the annotation of a GenBank genome assembly.